This is a messenger RNA of Lutra lutra (Eurasian river otter), 6423 nucleotides long. RefSeq names its product neuronal cell adhesion molecule (gene NRCAM). The record is from RefSeq and is a predicted model, not a curated record. The transcript has 31 exons. NCBI's taxonomy places the organism in Eukaryota, Metazoa, Chordata, Mammalia, Carnivora, Mustelidae. Gene Ontology annotation, molecular function: cell-cell adhesion mediator activity. Bases 537 to 4181 code for a protein of 1214 amino acids. Gene Ontology annotation, biological process: cell-cell adhesion; brain development.
GCGGGAGCGGCGGGGGCGCGCGCCGACGCGGGGCCAGCCCUGCUUCGCCCGGGUCGCGGACGGACGCGCGCCGCAGUCGGAGCCCCAGACGCGCGGCGCAGGGGACAGUGCGGGGCGGCGGGAGGCUACAGCUCUGUCGGGAACGGACGACGUCCGCGCUCCAGGGUUCCGGGGGCUUAGCAGCGGUGGGCGCGGCGGAAGAACGAAUCCUUGUGAUAAUCUUCCUCAGCACAGCACCCACUGCCCUGUUUGCUGAAGACUUUGGCCAAAGCUACUCUGAGCUGUUGGCAUCAUUCUGAGAAAAGGAUAGCUUUCAAGCCUCAGGGAAACGUUCAGGAGGCUUUGGGCCCCAGUGGAUCUUCUAAAGGGCAAUGCCUCUUAGACAUCUGGUUUAAAGAAUUAAAAGGACAACUUCUUCGUACAGGAAGAACUUCUUCAAAGUUCCCUGCAUGAAAACUAUUUAAACGUUGCAUGCAGAUCAUUUGCGAAAGAAGAAAAGGAAAUUCAGUGUGUGGGUCUCCGCAGGAGCUCAGCUAAUGCAGCUUGAAAUAAUGCCGAGGAAGAAGCGCUUACCUGCAGGCAGGGCGCCCCUGCUUCUCCUCCUGUGCCAGCUGGUGAGGGCGCUGGACGUCCCUCUUGAUCCAAAACUUCUUGAAGACUUGGUACAGCCUCCAACCAUUACUCAGCAGUCUCCAAAAGAUUACAUUAUUGACCCUCGAGAGAAUAUCGUAAUCCAGUGUGAGGCCAAAGGGAAACCUCCUCCAAGCUUCUCCUGGACCCGCAAUGGGACGCAUUUUGACAUAGAAAAGGACCCUCUUGUCACCAUGAAGCCAGGCUCAGGAACCCUCACGAUCAACAUCAUGAGUGAAGGGAAGGCGGAGACCUACGAAGGGGUCUAUCAGUGCACAGCCCGGAAUGAGCGCGGAGCAGCAAUUUCUAAUAAUAUCGUUGUCCGUCCAUCCAGGUCACCAUUGUGGACCAAAGAAAAACUUGAGCCAAUAACACUUCGAAAUGGCCAGUCUCUGAUCCUUCCUUGCAGACCCCCACUUGGAUUACCACCACCUAUAAUAUUCUGGAUGGAUAAUUCCUUUCAGAGACUUCCACAAAGUGAGAGGGUUUCUCAGGGUCUGAACGGAGACCUUUACUUCUCCAAUGUUCUCCCAGAGGACACUCGCGAGGACUAUAUCUGUUAUGCCAGAUUUAAUCACACUCAAACCAUACAGCAGAAGCAACCUAUUUCCGUGAAGGUGAUUUCAGUGGAUGAACUGAAUGACACCAUAGCUGCUAAUUUGAAUGACUCUGAGUUUUAUAGUGCAAAAUCAAAUAGAGAGAGGCCACCAACCUUUUUAACUCCAGAAGGCAAUGCCAGUCACAAGGAAGAGUUAAGAGGGAAUGUCCUUUCGCUGGAAUGCAUUGCAGAGGGACUGCCUACCCCAAUUAUUUACUGGAUAAAAGAAGAUGGAACCCUGCCCAUCAACCGGACAUUUUAUAAGAACUUCAAGAAAACUCUGCAGAUCAUUCAGGUUUCAGAAGCAGACUCUGGAAAUUACCAGUGUAUAGCCAAAAACCCACUGGGAGCUAUCUAUCAUACCAUUUCUGUCACAGUUAAAGCGGCUCCGUACUGGAUCAUGGCACCUCAGAACCUUGUGCUGUCCCCAGGAGAGGACGGGAGACUGAUCUGCAGAGCUAAUGGCAACCCCAAGCCCAGAAUUAGCUGGUUAUCGAAUGGAGUCCCAAUAGAAAUUGCUCCCGAUGACCCCAGCAGAAACAUAGACGGCGAUACCAUUAUCUUUUCAAAUGUUCAAGAAAGAUCGAGUGCAGUGUACCAGUGCAAUGCCUCUAAUGAAUAUGGAUAUUUACUGGCGAAUGCAUUUGUCAACGUGCUGGCUGAGCCACCACGAAUCCUUACAUCUGCAAAUACACUCUAUCAGGUCAUCACAGACAGGCCUGCUUUACUAGACUGUGCCUUCUUUGGGUCCCCUCUGCCAACCGUUGAGUGGUUCAAGGGAGCUAAAGGUAGUGCCCUUCGUGAAGAUAUUUAUGUUUUGCAUGAAAAUGGCACUUUGGAAAUUCCUGUGGCCCAAAAGGACAGUACGGGAACUUACACAUGUGUUGCAAGGAAUAAAUUAGGAAUGGCAAAGAAUGAAGUUCACUUAGAAAUCAAAGAUGCAACAAGGAUCAUUAAACAGCCGGAAUAUGCAGUUGUGCAAAGAGGGGGCACGGUGUCCUUCGAAUGCAAGGUGAAACACGAUCACACCUUAAUCCCCACCAUCACGUGGCUGAAGGACAACGGUGAGCUGCCCAAUGAUGGAAGGUUCACUGUGGACAAAGACCACUUGGUGGUGGCUGAUGUAUGGGACGACGAUGGUGGGACCUACACGUGUGUGGCCAACACAACUCUCGACAACGUUUCUGCCAGCGCCGUGCUGAGCGUUGUUGCUCCUACUCCAACUCCAGCUCCUACUUACGAUGUCCCAAAUCCUCCCUUUGAUUUAGAAUUGACAGAUCAACUCGACAAAAGUGUUCAGCUGUCAUGGACGCCAGGCAACGACAACAACAGCCCUAUCACAAAAUUCAUCAUCGAAUAUGAAGAUGCAAUGCACGAGGCGGGGCUGUGGCACCACCAAACCGAGGUUUCUGGAAUGCAGACCACAGCCCAGCUGAAGCUGUCGCCUUACGUGAACUACUCCUUCCGAGUGAUGGCCGUGAACAGCCUCGGGAGGAGCCUGCCCAGUGAGGCAUCUGAACAGUAUCUGACUAAAGCCGCAGAACCUGAUACAAAUCCCACAGCUGUGGAAGGACUAGGAUCUGAGCCUGAUAAUUUGGUGAUCACCUGGAAGCCCUUGAAUGGUUUCGAAUCUAAUGGGCCAGGCCUUCAGUACAAAGUGAGCUGGCGCCAGAAAGAUGGCGACGAUGAGUGGACAUCUGUGGUGGUGGCAAAUGUAUCCAAAUACAUUGUCUCGGGCACACCAACCUUCGUUCCGUACCUGAUAAAGGUGCAGGCUCUGAAUGACGUGGGCUUUGCUCCGGAGCCAGCCGUAGUCAUGGGGCAUUCUGGAGAAGAUCUCCCAAUGGUGGCUCCCGGAAAUGUGCGUGUCAACGUGGUGAACAGUACCUUAGCUGAGGUCCACUGGGACCCCGUACCUCUGAAAAGUAUCCGAGGACACCUGCAAGGCUAUCGGAUUUACUACUGGAAGGCACAGAGUUCGUCUAAGAGAAACAGACGCCAUCUUGAGAAAAAGAUCCUCACUUUCCAGGGAAGCAAGACUCACGGCAUGCUGCCUGGCCUGGAACCCUUCAGCCACUACACGCUGAAUGUCCGUGUGGUCAAUGGGAAAGGGGAGGGCCCGGCCAGCCCUGACAGAGUCUUUAAUACUCCAGAAGGAGUUCCCAGUGCUCCGUCCUCUUUGAAGAUUGUUAACCCAACACUAGACUCCCUCACUCUGGAAUGGGACCCACCGAGCCGCCCGAAUGGCAUUUUGACUGAAUACACCUUAAAAUAUCAGCCAAUUAACAGCACCCACGAGUUGGGACCGCUGGUGGAUCUGAAAAUUCCUGCCAACAAGACGCGCUGGACUUUAAAAAAUUUAAAUUUCAGCACGCGGUAUAAGUUUUAUUUCUAUGCACAAACAGCAGCAGGAUCAGGAAGUCAAAUAACAGAGGAGGCAGUGACAAACGUGGAUGAAGGUAAGAUGGCUGGUAUUCCUCCACCUGAUGUAGGUGCAGGCAAAGCAAUGGCGAGCCGGCAGGUGGAUAUUGCGACUCAGGGCUGGUUCAUUGGUCUAAUGUGUGCUGUCGCUCUCCUGAUCUUAAUUUUGCUGAUUGUUUGCUUCAUCAGAAGAAACAAGGGUGGGAAAUAUCCAGUCAAAGAGAAGGAAGAUGCUCAUGCCGAUCCUGAAAUCCAGCCCAUGAAGGAAGACGAUGGCACUUUUGGAGAAUACAGUGAUGCCGAAGACCACAAGCCCUUGAAAAAAGGCAGUCGGACACCUUCAGACAGGACAGUGAAGAAAGAAGACAGUGAUGACAGCCUCGUUGACUAUGGAGAAGGGGUGAAUGGCCAGUUCAAUGAGGACGGCUCCUUUAUUGGACAAUACAGUGGUAAGAAAGAGAAAGAACCAGCGGAAGGAAACGAGAGCUCCGAGGCACCUUCUCCUGUCAAUGCCAUGAAUUCCUUUGUUUAAUCUGUAAACUCUCUGCCAAUAUCCCAUUUCUCUAGAAUGUGUCUCUUACGCACUCGGUCUGCCUUCUCAUGCUAGGAACACAGAGGCAGGAAGGGUUGUGUUCUGCCGUACCUUGCUAUUAUGAGAGCGGCACAAACACGUACAUAACUCAGAUGAUUUGUUCAUGUGAACGGCAGUGCAGAGUGCAUCCUUUUUCAUUCGAAAUAGGUAUUCUUGUUCAGAACUGAUAAAAAUACUACAACACCAUCAACCGAUCACGUUAUUUGCUCUUUGGGUACAGUUCAAUACGCUGCAUGAAAAUUGCUACACGUGAGGGAAUACCUGUGUACCUUGUUAAACAUGGUUUGAUACUUUGUGGAUACUCUCCUCCGCUGAACCCUCUGAAAUACCAAUUCCGUUUUCAUUGUCAAGAGUGUUACUGUAGUAUUCUCUAGAACUCCAAUGUCUUUGUGGACAUUGUGGUGACAUUGGUGACUCUAUGUCUAGCUGUCGUUAGUCUUUUUGGGAGACUGUUAGCAACAGUAUGUACAGGAUAUCCUUGCUACAUGAGUUCACGAUGAUGGUCGCAUUUGCAGAUGCCUUUUGCUGAGGCUCUGUGACCGGCCUCUGUCCCCUGUCACUCCAUAGCCUCCUUAUUUCUCCGGGUACUACCGCAGCACAGUGUUCAACUUCUCACACCUUCCCUACGGUCAGUUGUUCUUAGGCAUAAACGAUGUGUAUUGCAAUGCGUUUUGGCACAGAACGCCAGACCGGAAAAAUCGAAAAAGAAUCACUUCACUUCCAAAAACGACUCCAGAAAGCACAGGGCAAGACACGUGCAGUGCCUUCGGACCAGAAGCAUUCCAUAACACGCUGCUUUCCGUGGUGGCCAGCCUGGCCGACGCGGAGCCCUAACUUCCUGUCAUGCUCCACAAGUAACUUCUAGAAAGCAGAGGUCCUAGAAGCGGCCAAUGCUGAAAGAAAGGAAACGUGAACCUAGUCAAUUAGACAGUGGAUGGAAAGGAGCAUUUCCCCAUACGUAUAAAAAGAAGCCUUAGCCCCACCUAGAGGGCAUGCUGGUUUUGUGGGCUUUUGUGGUUUCUGUUCAAACGAGCCAAUUGGGUCAGAAGGCUGUUGAUUUGGGAGAGAAUUUGGGGGGAUGGGGGAGAUAUUCCCAAACUGGAAGCAGACAACAGCAUGCCAACCGGAAAGCUUUUCUCCAAGCCUUUUGAAACUCUCCGCAGCAUUCAACAGCGUGUACACAUAUUGCCAUGGACACAUUUCCAACACUCAGAAAUCUGAUGAGUGCUAACAAGGCCAACAGUCCAAGGGAUUACAUCCGCAGUUUCCAGAACAUACACACACGUCCUACCGUAACCACCAACAAUAUCUGUCAAAUGGUUUACCUCCAAAUAGGAAAUCCUCUAACAACCUAUUGUUGAAGGAAUGCUCAGUUUCAUUUGCCAAUAAAUUGGUUUCUCAUAACUUGCAUCAAGUUUAAUUUUAAGUAAAGCUUUUUAUAUGUAGAUAUUUUGUUGAAUCUGUAAAUACACUGAAAGUGUAGAUGCUACAUGCUUCAAGGUGUUGCCUACGAAUAAACGCGCAACCGAUGUUGACGUCGUACUGCCUAAGAAGUUAGCUCAUGAGUACAGUGCAUGGGAUUGGAAAGCAUUUCCUUAAAUGCCUUUUGGGUUUUUAUUUUCCCUUUUUUGCUGUGAAACUGAAAUAGUGAACGCUCUGAGAUAUUGACAGUGAGUUUCUAGAUGGACUCCUCGGAGCUUUGCCUGUGGGGCUCAGUAGGCAUCUUCACUCUAUGUAGGCAAAGCCCAGUCUGAAGUCAUCCCAGGUCAUGAUGGCCCUAACUAUGUCCACAGCUCCAUAUUCCCUUUUCACAGACCAGCCAUGUUAAUGGAAAUACAGAAAGACAAGACAGGCUUGCCUGGACAGCAGUGAGCACAAAGAGAAAAGUGACUUUAAGUUUGCUGGUGUUUGUUGGGGGAGGGGACAGUAAAAGUACAGUUUUUACUCUUCCGUAACAGUAGACGCUAGAGUUAUCUGUGCAUGAAGGGGUCACCUCUGUAAUAGUGCAACAGAUUUUGUAUUAAAAAUUAAAUGUGGUUUUAAACAUCCCUCUCUCUUUUGUAAUAAGUCAUGUUCCUAGUGGAGUGUGAAUGUCCAAAGUAACGGUGUAUUUAAACAUACAGGCAGAUAUGACUGGAUUUCCGUAAAAAAAAAUCACUAUUAAACCAUCUUGAUCUCUUUG